Molecule: messenger RNA, 1395 nt
Organism: Quercus lobata
Lineage: Eukaryota; Viridiplantae; Streptophyta; Magnoliopsida; Fagales; Fagaceae
Product: GDSL-like Lipase/Acylhydrolase superfamily protein
Exons: 5
Coding region: 12-1163 (383 amino acids)
Molecular function (GO): hydrolase activity, acting on ester bonds
Source: RefSeq, a predicted model, not a curated record
GGCUACUUAAGAUGCGCAGAAGUUCAGUACGUACCAAUACAUUAUUCUCAGCUGACUCUGGCUAUCUCAUAUUCACCAAAGGCUGGUCGGUUUCAAUGAGGAUGACUCUGGGGAUGCUAUUGGCAUUGGCUUUGAUGCCAAUGCUCUCACGAGCUCUGCACGUUGGUCAAGUAAGGCUAUUGGCAGCUCAACAUAACGUGACAAGUAUCCUAGUUUUUGGAGAUUCGAGUGUUGAUCCUGGAAAUAACAACAUUCUUCCAACGACCGUGAAGAGCAACUAUCCUCCUUAUGGGAAGGACUUCUUUGAUGGCCGCCCCACUGGAAGGUUUAGUAAUGGAAGACUUGCCACAGAUUUCAUUGCUGAGGCCAUUGGUUACACAAAAAUAGUUCCAGCUUUUCUUGAUCCGAAUUUAAAGCCAAAAGAUAUGCUACACGGUGUUAGUUUUGCAUCAGCUGCUUCUGGUUAUGAUGAUCUUACUGCUAACCUUUCGAAUGUAUUCUCUGUUUCCAAUCAGCUGGAGUAUUUCAUGCAUUAUCUAAUCCAUAUGAGAAAUUUUGUGGGUGAGAAGAAGGCAACUGAUAUUAUUAGAUAUGCUGUGUUUGUUUUGAGUAUGGGCACAAACGACUUUCUGCAGAACUAUUACUUGCAACCUAUUCGCUCCAAGCAAUUCAAAGUGGAAAAGUACCAGGAUUACUUGGUCUCUUGCAUGUCACGUGACAUUGAGUUAAUGCAUAGACUAGGGGCCACAAGGUUGGUGGUCGUUGGAGUCCCACCAUUGGGGUGUAUGCCACUUGUGAAGACAUUAAUGGAGAAGACAGGAUGCGUGGAAAGUUACAAUAAAGUAGCCUUCUCAUUCAAUUCCAAGAUACAGACAAAACUUUCAACCCUCAAGGCCAAAUUACGAAUGAAAAUUGCCUUUGUUGAUGCAUAUUCUAUCAUUGACAAUGCAGUUAACAACCCCACGUUAUACGAUAUAGACGAAACUUCAAAGGGGUGUUGCGGCACAGGAACUGUAGAAUAUGGCGAUUCAUGCAAGGGCUUAAGUACAUGCACUGAUCCAACAAAAUACGUAUUCUGGGAUGCUGUUCAUCCAACCCAGAAAAUGUAUAAGAUCAUUGCAAAUGAGGCUUUGAAAUCUCUCAGUGCAGAACUCUUAAGCUAAGGACAUAAAUUUUUUGUCUUUGGUUCUGAGUUUCUUAGAAAUAAUUAUGUAUGGCAUAUUGUACUUUUUUUUUUUUUUUGGAUUGAGAAAGGCAUAUUGGACUUGAUUGUACAAUCCGAAGUAUUCUAGAAUGAAAACUAAAUAAUUAAAUUUUUAUUUUUCAAAUGUUAUUACAUUGACUGGCCCAAUCCUGUUUUUUUAUUAUUUUUUAUGUAACACUAAAAAACCAUUU